AUGAAGAUUGGGAUUGGGAUCGGGAUCAGGAUUGGGAUUGCUAUGAAGAUUGGGAUUGGGAUUGGGAUUGGGAUUGGGAUUGGGAUCGAGAUCAAGAUUGGGAUUGGGAUCGGGAUUGGGAUCAGGAUCAGGAUGAAGAUUCGGAUUGGGAUCAGGAUCAGGAUUGGGAUGGGGAUCAAGAUCAGGUUCAAGAUCGGGAUCAGAAAUGGGAUUAGGAUUGGAAUCGGAAUCAUGAUUGGAAUCAGGAUCGAGAUCAGAAUCAGGAUUGGGAUCGGGAUUAGGAUUGGGAUGGGGAUGGAGACUGGGACCAGGAUCGGGAUCAGGAUUGGGAUUGGGAUCAGGGUUGGGGUCAGGAUCAAGAUCAGGAUCAGGAUUGGGAUCAGGGUUGGGGUCAGGACCAAGAUCAGGAUCAGGAUUGGGAUUAGGGAUCGGGGUCUGGGUCAGGAUGGGAACCAGGAUUGGGAUCAGGAUUGGGAUUAG
Lonchura striata (white-rumped munia) is the source of this 480-nucleotide messenger RNA. The record is from RefSeq and is a predicted model, not a curated record. NCBI's taxonomy places the organism in Eukaryota, Metazoa, Chordata, Aves, Passeriformes, Estrildidae.